CGUUGUGUUUAAGUGCGCAUGCGCAAGUCUACACGAACAUCACAUGUGUCAAUUUCAGCAAACCUGUUACAGUACACAUGUUGAUGUUAAAUGCUUCUAGCAAAUGGACACAUACAUUGAUCUCUGUCGAUCUUUCGGUGUGCCCCUCUGGGUGGGGCCGUUGCUCCAUGCGGCCUCAAGGUUAAAGACAGACCGAGAGAAACGAAGAAAAGUUUACCGUUUAAUCCAGCGGCAGCUAAUGAACAACAGGAUCGGUACCUGCACAUGUGACAAAUGCACAUAUAUUUACCCAGCUAAACUCAAAGAGAUGAUCCGAACAGCAUUUCCAAAGGACAUAUGUAACUAUCCCGAUCCCUGCCACGAAAAUGUAAGCUACAAUUUAGAUUUUCAGCCCUGUAUCACCUUUAAAUCGCAGUAACCUGACCUUCAUGUUUGUUGCAGGUUGUUAAAAUCAGUAUGGACGAUUUGAAAAGGAUGGAGUUUACUUGAUCUGGCAUGGAUUGACCCGUUAAAUUAAAUCUGAAUUGUUCAGAGCUGCAUAUGCAUUUCUAUAAUAUAUAAAAUAGUUAUAUGUUCAUAAUAUUAACAUGAAGUUAUAAUUGUGUAGCCUAAUUAUGGCAAUGUAAUGUUUAAAAAGCAACGUGGUGUUAAAGUUCAUACAAAGUUUGAACGUUUGUUAAUGCAAUCACUUACCAUAUACAUGUGCUGUUUGGUCUUUUACUACAAUUCCCAGAAUCCCUGGGUUGACGCAUCACUGGACGACGUGCAAAAAAAUAAAGUUUUGUUUAAAAAAUUAUAAAAAUGUCGAAUUAAUUAUUAAAAUCAUGUUGAUGUUAAAACGUUUGGUUUUAUUGUUAUUGUAAAAAAUAGGUUCAAGUGUGCUUCCCUAUGCUCCGGGUAACUGAUUGGCCUGCUGGACACCAUGGCAACGUACACAAAUUACUCAAAUACCUCAGUAGUGCAGUUAUUUUUGUUACUGGCUAUAUAUAACAAGAUAUAACAUAAUUUAAGGUAUGUAUGUAGAGAGUCAUGUUAUAGAUAACUACUAUUUUGUAAUUAACCAACCAUCGCUUAAUUCAAAUGGAGAAAAGCUAGACGAUAUGCAUAGUUUGCAUACUUGCACUGUACGUUGCUACACGUCUAACAAAAUCUUUUUUCCACUAGUGCCAUUUUUGAGGACUAUUUUGAUUUUACGCUUUAAAAUGCCUUCAGAUGGAAAAACAGACAUGGAACGGAUUGGUCUCUUUAAAGAGCUGGGAUACAUUUCCAUAGGGACCAAAUAUACACCUUUUAUUUACCGCCCAUUUAAUGAAUCGGCGUACAAGAACAAACAGAUGUUAUCAGGAGGGCAUAAGACAAAGUGCGCGCUCCAAGCGGGUUACUUCGACACGCAGUUUAAGCGCAUCUUUGAGAGAGAGGCGCUUACAGACCCCAUCAAAAUACAGAGACAGUACAGAAUACAACAAGCCAAGAAGAACAUCGACAAGGCCUUCCUGCCCAGUAAUGGAGAGAAGAAAAAAUGUGGUGUGGGCAGCUAUUAUGGAACAAUUGGAGGUCCUAUUCAAGCUAUGAGUGCCUUGCAGGUUCCCAGGAAACCAUACAAGUCACCUGGAAAAAACUUCUACACCAAUCCACCUAAGAGAGGAAGUGGUUAUGGCUAUCCAGAUAUCACACUGUCCAAAAUGAUGUCCUAUUCAUCAGACCCCUACGGUCGAGCAAAAGAGAUGCUAAAGCGCGAGAUCAUGGCACACAAAUCCAUGCUGAAAGGGGGACCAUUUCGUUUGAACCUUCAUCCGAAUGAAUGCUUUGACAACAAUCCUUACAAAUCUGACAAACCUGACAAACCUUUACCAACUCCAAAGAAGCUCGAGGAGAAAAAGCAUUAUGCAGGGCCCUUUAAACCAAGUUCACCCAGUAAAAAGGGUGGAGGUAUGAAAGCAGGAACAUUUGACUCUUACCCAACCCACUCUGCCGAGCCCUACAUCACCAGAAAGACGAAAUCAGUGAUGACAAAUAAAGAAGGAAAGAUAUUUCACCCCUCCCCUGGCCCAAAGAGCACCCCUGUCAAGAGCAUAAUCCACCUUAAUGUAAACAGGUACUGUAAGCUGAGGUCUAGCAACAAUAGUCACAUUAUUAAAAACAAUGUCAGUAAUGUUGUACAUAUAUGUAAACACUCAGUUUGCUGGUCAAAUGCAGUAUACAUAUAG
Molecule: messenger RNA, 2207 nt
Organism: Paramisgurnus dabryanus
Lineage: Eukaryota; Metazoa; Chordata; Actinopteri; Cypriniformes; Cobitidae
Source: RefSeq, a predicted model, not a curated record